CGCGGUGCGCCCCUGGCGGCGGACCGUGCAAGUGACCCUCGCGGAAAUAAUUAUCGCGAUUUAUGUUAUUUGCAAAUGUGAUCCGGGGGUCUAAUUAAUUAGGCGAUGCCGCGCGGCGACGAGUGACGGCGACGAAGACGGGCUCCUGGGGCUACCCGGCUACAAGCCGCGAGCGGAGGAGCAGACGUGUGGUGCAGCGGCGGCCGCGGCACGGGAAUGGACUUGGCGGAAACUAUGAAGAACAUUGUUGCCAAAGGUAUGCAAACCGAAAUGGGUCCACCGGGUGGAGGUUCGGGCUACUCCGCGACACCGAGCAACGCUGGCUACGUUACGGAGAAGAUGUACAUGUUGUUACAAGCGUAUUUGCAAAACAAAGGAUGGAAUCCCAGUAUCGAGCUGCUGCAGUGCUUCUCGGAGUUCAAGGACGCCUCCAUGAUGCCGAGCGCCGCUUAUUUGCAGAUGAUGGCAUCCAGAGUCGCCCUGGACUCGCAGGGUAGACUGGUCCUUAGGGAGAACGGCAAGAUAAUACUACCCUACGAACACUUCGCCAACGCCGUGAUGCUGAAACACAUGAACGGGCCGCACGGCUUGCACCUGGGCCUGGAGGGCACGGUCAGGGCGGUCAUGGAGUCCUACACCAUCGGCAGGGAGUGCUUCGGGAUGGAGAAGGAGUUUAUCAUCGAAGUCGUGCAGAACUGUCCCAAUCCAGCUUGUCGUUACUACAAGAAUCAGCUGGAGCUCACGCAGAAGAUGGGCCACAUGGCGCCGACUUACAUUCAAGAGAACGAGGCGACCGCGUCCCUUCUGCGCACCGGUUUUCCGCACAGCACAGAUUUUCAGAGCCUAAGCAGCGCUAAUCCGAAUACACACAUGGGAGGUGGAUCCGCGGCGGAUUUACCGGAGAUGAGGGGUGCUGGCAAUCAAAUGAAUCUUCAACGUCCCCCAAGCCGUCCGUCGUUAAAUAUUCCGCAUCGGCCUGUGUCGCAGGAGAAGAAAGUGCCAUCCGGCAAGCAACAUUACGAAUCUCUGAUACCUAAUAUACCGAUCUCCGAUCACAAGCUGACGGACUUUCUACGCAGCAAUCUGGAUAACUUGGACAAUCUCACUUCCCUCGGUUUAGGAAACCUACAAGGAUUAGGAAACGCCAAUAAGGACCUGUUGGCGCUGCACAACGGCGCAUGGCCUUUAGAGGGUGAAAAGGGAUCCCGGUCAUCGUCUUCAAAUUCGGAAGGUGGCCAAGAGAAGAUUGUGCGUGCUUUCGCAGAAGUGAUGAAGAACAUGGCAAGGAUGAAAGCUUGCGUACGGCCAGCAAUGUGCAAGCCGUACGGCAAACAAUCCGAGGCUCUGCAAAAAACACUGGUCGAUACAAUACAGCUUGUACAAUCGUUGAGAAGCUUCUUGCCGCCUCCGCAUAUACCGGUCUCGAGCUGGAAAAAUGAAGAUAAACAUCGAUUAGAUCACACCGGUACCCCCUACCUGUCAUCGUUAAAAGCUGGCGCGAUGGAAGAAUUAUGCGAGCAGCGUAAGUUAGACUAACCGUCGUCUUCGCUUUACUCGCGACAGACCAAGUUUCGUCUUUUUGCGCUCUAUGAUGUUCUAGUCACAAGAUGUUUAUUGAUUAGCUGGGUGUUUCGUAUCUAAACAACCCGAUGGAUUGCUCAAAAAAAAGUUGUUGGCGUUUAGGACUUCAAAUACUAAGAGACAAAAUGAGUCAUGCGUGGACUGUGAUAAACGUGGGUAGCGAGAAACAAAGAAGAAAAAAAAAAGAUUUAUAUGUAGGACUAAACUCACACACCGCGUCAUCUUAGGGAUUCGUACUAGCUUUAUUUCAUCGCUGUAAUACGCUGAUUUCGUAUUGUCAUUGUCUCUCGACCUGCCUAUGGGGCUUAUUCGGCAAAUAAUCUAUCGAUUAAUCCCCACACACGAUUACCGAAAGCCCAACGACUGAGUUACGAUUAUAUGUGUAUAAAUUGCAUAAAUAAUAUUCGAUACGAAUAGCAUUUAUAUUUACUGUUUGUCGAUUUAAUAAUUUGCCGUUUGUGUUCCAAUAAUUACUACCUGAUUAAUAAUAUGUAAGGCUUUUCUAUAUAAAUUCUGUAUAAAACUGUUAUGUAGAGAGAGAGGGAGAGAUGUGUAAAGCUUAAGUCAAAAUGAGAAGCAAAGACUAAAUUGAUUUGGUACAAAAGCUUUUUGCUAUUAAUUGAUUGCCUAGGAGGGCAAGGUUGACAACUUUCUCGAUUAUUGAACUCGUGUUACUUUGUUUCACAUGUUUUAACUUGUUUGUUGAGUAUAUAGUAUAUUCCUUAAAGUAGAACUUUGAAUUAAACGUGGACCGAGUUAUUCGAUUAGCGAGAAAUAAUUGUAUGUGUUCAAUUUAUGUGUGCAAUUUAUAUGUACGCGUGUAUACGUGUACAUAUAUAAAUUGUAUAUGUUGUAUAGGGCGUGCAGUUCAUUCAAUGCCACGAACGUUUCGAAGCAUUCGAACGGACCAGUCGGAAGAAAGAAUCUCAUUUCUUUGAUUGGCCGAACAAGAGAUGUUUCGAGGGAAGCGUUUGCAGCAUCGAGUGAACCGUGUGGCCGUAUAUGCACAUUUCCUUUAAAAAGAUUUAUAUAUUUUAUGCGUUAUUAUUUAUUUUUAAGGAGAGGAACAUAUAUCAUUGUUACUUCUAGUGCCGUUUCGCUGCGACAGGCAUGCGUUACAAGUGUUAAAAAAAAAAAAGGAUUUGUAAUAAGCUCCAUGGGCAGUACGUAUAUGCGGUGUGCACGUGAAAAGGGAAUCAUUGGUCAAUUCAUAUAGGUAUUUUUUAAGAAAGCAAAUUAUUUCCUAAUAUAUUAUAACGUAGAAAGGGAAAAAGAACGAAAUUGUUAUGUCAUUAGGAGAGGGCUCUCAGAGGGGCGGGGGAGGGGGAGGGCGAGGGGAGUGUGAUUUGCACUGACGCUCAAAGACUUCAUCGUGCACUAAGUAUUAUUACGCGCAGAAACGUUUUUACUCUCGCGAGAGAGGGAAAAACUUGCGAAUCAGAGGAUCCCCGCGUUUGUGUGAUCUCGAAAAAGAUCGAGAAGAAAAACGCGCUUCCUCGAAGUAUAAAACGGCAUAUCGUAAACGGGAGUUGCGGGAGUAAAAACCGUUUCCUACUCGGUUGUUAUACGCGCAAUGUAAGCGGUAUGAUAAUGAAAUGUUUUUCUCCUUCUUUCUCGGAUAGUGUAAAGUUACACAAGGCGCUCCGCGUCGUCGUCGUCUUUGGAUGUAAGCGAUAAAUGCCGUGUAUGUAAUCGCGCGCGCGCGGGGCACUCGAGAAUGCGUGGGCUCUGUUUUUUUUUUUCGUGGGCUGUGUGUAUGCGUGCGUGUGCAUGUGCACGUAUAUCUGCGAGAAUGCGAAACGUUUUUGGCUAUCAAAUAGCAAAAUUUUAUAUGAAUGCGCGUAUGUUGAAGAUGUCUUUCUAUACAUGUAUCUGUUAUCAUUUACUACACGUAACUACUCUCAUGCAGCGAAUGUGCCGAUCGAUUACCAAUUAGGAGUCGGAUCCACG
Molecule: messenger RNA, 3531 nt
Organism: Wasmannia auropunctata (little fire ant)
Lineage: Eukaryota; Metazoa; Arthropoda; Insecta; Hymenoptera; Formicidae
Exons: 7
Coding region: 217-1536 (439 amino acids)
Source: RefSeq, a predicted model, not a curated record